CAGAGAAGGCUCCUGAACUGGUGAGAGCCUUCUCCAAUCUCCAGUUACCGGCCCACCUGGAAUUCCCAUAGCCGUCGCCGCACGGAAUGGAAAUCGAGAGGCCGCCGCGUCCCCCGCUCCCGCCGCCGCCGCCUGUCGCCGCCGCGGUGGCCGCCGCGGCGGCCAUUUCCUCUGUUCUCGGCGACGACGACCUCCUGCGGGAGAUCCUCCUCCGCCUCGGCCUCCCCACCAGCCUCCUCCGCGCCGCCCUCGUCUGCCGGCGCUGGCUCAGCCACGCCUCCGAUCCGGCCUUCCUCCGCCGAUUCCACGACCUCCACCCGCUGCGCCUCCUCGGCGCCUACCUCUCCACCUCCGCCGGCCCCAACCCGCGCCUGCGGUUCCUCCCGAUCCGCCCGGUCCCGGAGCUCGCCGGCGCCGCCCGCCGCGCCGGCGGCUUCUUCGACGCCUUCAAGGGCUCCGCCGCGUCCAUCUACGACAGCCGCGGCGACCGCCUCCUCGUCACCACCUUCGACGACCGCAACGACUCCACGCACCAGGUCUGCAGCCCGCUGUCCCCCGCGGGGGACACGACCGUGGUCCCGCCGCCCCCACCGCCGCCGCCGAUCCAGCUCGCCAACGACGACGAGUGCGUCAUCUACCAGUACUGUGAGUUCCUCCCCGACGAUGGUGACGGCGGCUCCUACUUCUGCGUGGUGAUGGGGUACAGCGAGCUGCAGACCAACGUGUACCUGUACGAGUUGCAGGACAUGAAUUGGGUUGUCAGAGCCUCAGCGGCGGCGCAGCUCGCUUUAUCGCCACGGAGAUCGAGGGUUAUGCUCUUCAGUAAUGAGAAAUUCUACAUUUUGUCCGCAACCAACAAGAUUCUUGUGUGCGAUUUUCCAUCCUCGAGUAUCUCAUUCAUGGAGCUCCCCAGUGGGGUGGAGAACAAGCACGGUGGUUGCAUCAUGCUGUCCCGGGGAGACGGUUCUGGAAUUUAUCUCAUGCAUGUUAAAGAAUCUCAGCUUCAAAUCUUCCACUGCAGGAAGGACAGCGAUAAUCCAGGCAAUUGGGUCCUAGUGGAUUAUAUUUGUUUGCGUCAGGUGUGCGCUAAUCUGGAUAUCGCAACUUGGCCUUCUGUGGGUGGACAUACUGCUAGUGUUAAGAUAUGCGCUGUUGGGGACAAUGCCAGGUUUGUGUUCUUGGAGAUGUUUGGCACUGUUGUUUUCUUGGAUAUUAGAAGCAGGCAGGCAGUGAAGGUGUAUGAGCUGACACCAGAGGAUAAGGAGUUGGUUAGUGUCCGUCCGUUAUUGCUGAUGUGGCAUCCUGUCUUCCCUCUGAUGAAGAACGGAUGUAACCAAAAGGAGUUGUGCACGGCUUAGAGUGCAGCUUGAAAGGAGACAGACUUCCAAGGCUAAAAACUGCAGGCCCAAUGAUUGAGAAGCAUAACAAGAUCGCUGGUGGGCCAAACUCGUAAGAGCAAGGCUAAUAAUUUAGCCUGCUGUUGGCUAAAUACAAGUGCCAUGUCAUAUAUAGCCAAUAAUUCAGCCACCUCAUAUAAUGGCUUGGCUACUAGGUUGGCUAAAAGGAUGGUUGCACUAUAGAUGAAAGUAUUUAAUGUUUGCAUGUGCACAUCAUCAGCUGUGGUUAGAUCUUUGUGGCCAUUCUUCAAUACAAAUAAGCUCAUGCAUCCAUCCACUACACAUUGAAAUGGAAUGCAACUGCAUAUAACGAUUCAGAUAUCUAUUUCAUACAUGAUGAUUCUUUUUUUUU
This is a messenger RNA of Setaria italica (foxtail millet), 1749 nucleotides long. RefSeq lists its product as uncharacterized. The transcript has 2 exons. The record is from RefSeq and is a predicted model, not a curated record. Lineage: Eukaryota; Viridiplantae; Streptophyta; Magnoliopsida; Poales; Poaceae. Gene Ontology annotation, molecular function: protein binding. The coding region runs from base 87 to 1358 and encodes 423 amino acids.